UCUCCUGCAAUGGCAUCUGCUGUUGUAAUAGGAGCCUUAUUCCAUAGUCUGUUGUUUACAAUGGGUUUCAGACUUCGGCGAGGUUGUAGUUGACUCAUGAGGGAUGAUGCGAAAAGUCUGAUAAUUUGGGAAACAGGUCUUUGUAACUCAGGAACAAAUUUUCCCUCUUUUCCGUCUUACCCAGAACGUGCGAUCGUCAUUAAUGGAUGAUAACCUGGAGGUUAAUAGCUGGAUUGGCGUUGUCAUCUCCAUCGUUGGCAAUGUUUUAAUAUCAGUGGCUCUUAAUGUCCAGAAACUUGCGCAUAACAAAAUUCAGAAUGAAUAUACUGCUAUAGCAUUGGAUGGAAAUGACUCUGUGGAUGACCCAAGUGGGCAAGUCUUCUUUCCAGACGAUGGAUAUCCAACACCUCGAAAUUCUGAAGACUCGUUAACCCAAGAUGGGUUUCAAGACCCUACCCAAGUUAUUGAAGCAACGAUGAAAGGGAGUUCUUCGAACCGUACUCAAUCCAACAAUUAUCUCCAUAACCCGUUAUGGUGGCUGGGCAUCAUCUUAAUGAUAUUCGGCGAAUUGGGCAAUUUCAUUGCAUAUGGAUUUGCUCCUGCAUCUACGAUUGCACCUCUUGGAACCACCACUUUGAUAUCCAAUGUCGUUAUGGCUCCGCUCAUUUUGCGAGAAAAAUUCCGCCUGCAAGGCCUUGUGGGUGUUCUUUUUGCCGUGUUUGGAGCGUCCAUCGUAGUCUUCAGUUCCAAGAGCGAAGAAGUUGCGCUCUCACCGGAAUUGAUUGUGGAAGCUUUGACCCAAAUACGUGCGAUAGUCUAUUUCGCCAUCACUGGUGCUGCCAUUAUCGCUUUGACUAUACUAUCACCUCGCUAUGGUGCUCAAAGCAUUACAAUCGACCUUGGUCUGGUUGCAAUCUAUGGUGGCUACACUGUACUAGCUACGAAGAGUAUCUCCUCUUUGUUAAGCAUGUCUUUUACCAAGAUGUUCACCUUUUCUGUAUCAUAUCUACUGGUGUUUGUAUUAGUUUUCACGGCUAUCAUUCAAAUCAAAUACUUGAACCGAGCACUUCAGCGCUUUGAUUCCACUGAGGUUAUUCCUACACAAUUUGUGCUUUUCACCAUCUCCGCUAUCAUAGGUAGUGCUGUUCUGUAUCACGAUUUUGAUAACCUGGAGCCUCACCAGAUGCUUUCAUUCGUCAUUGGGUGCGCUAUCGAGUUCUUUGGCGUUUUAAUGAUUACAUCUAGCCGACAAAAGCGACCAGAGUCACUGUCCAUUCAGGCAGAUAGUACCCUUGAUAACUAUUUAUUGAACCAAGACGCUGCCGUGCGUGGAUUUCAGACCGAAACUUCCAACCCGUCUGACGAGAUUGAUCCCAACAAGAUUUAUCCUAUGCCAAGUUCACCUAUUCAUUCGUCGUUCCCAUCGUUUCAACCUGUUCUCUCACGUGUUGCCGAAGAUGACUUUGCAGAGCGGGAGAAUGAGAAUAAUGUAUACGAGGUUUCUGAACAUGCUACUCAGCCGGAACGGCAACCAGAACCAUCUGUUAGCAAGACACUGCAAAAGUCACUUUCUAUGCCAUGGCAUUUUGAUGACUGGCAAGCUGCAUUCAAUCAAAAUGUUCAGGGUACAUCAAAACGUUCAAACAAAGCUGGUCAGCAUAAGCGUCGAAGCUCGUUAUUUGCGGGUAUCUCGCUUACAUCUCAACUUGUUGAACGCAUGAACGAGGAUACUAUUACUAAAAGCAACCAACCCAUUCGGUUGACGAAUUCCACCAGCACGCCUAAUACAUCUUUGCAUAGAAGGACUGGAAGUCAUUUAGUCUCAAUGUUCAACGGCUUGACCAAUUUACAGUCAGAUAGCGGCAGAUCGCAUGCCACUGCAGAAGAUGCCGUUGCCAUCAAUAUACCCACAUUGUUCUCCAUUGCCAAAACCGACAAACCUCACAGAGGCGGUACGACCUCGGAUCAUCCAUAGCUAGAUUAUGAAAAGCGUCACACCGGGAAUGAUCGACUGUUUUAUUAGCGAACUUCUUUGAUGUCUGAUUCAUCAUUUUUCCAUCUCACACCUGAAUGCUGUAUUGUCUAUUCGAAUGACCGUUCACACUAACGGUGGCCAAUCAUUUACUGCAACAUACCUAUGAAUCUAUCGAUCUAAACGCGAUUUUCAAUUUUUCGAUACCCUUUUAAGCUAUGGAACUAAAAUCAUAGCUAUUUUUGCAAAAAUUGCAGAAACAUCUCAAUAA
Umbelopsis ramanniana AG is the source of this 2243-nucleotide messenger RNA. RefSeq lists its product as uncharacterized. Lineage: Eukaryota; Fungi; Mucoromycota; Umbelopsidomycetes; Umbelopsidales; Umbelopsidaceae. Gene Ontology annotation, molecular function: magnesium ion transmembrane transporter activity. The coding region runs from base 203 to 1975 and encodes 590 amino acids. Gene Ontology annotation, cellular component: membrane. Gene Ontology annotation, biological process: magnesium ion transport. The record is from RefSeq and is a predicted model, not a curated record. The transcript has 8 exons.